AUGGGAUUGUUCAGUCGUCUUCCAUUCUCUGCCACCAAGAAGAGCUGCAGUCUUAACUCUGGAUCCACCUCAACUGUUUCGACUACUUCGAGUGAUUUAGUACUGCCAACGAAAAGAACCAAGUUUUGCGAAAAUGGUACUUUUAGUACCUAUUCGCCCCCUAAAAGAGAAAAGAAGAGUAAGAAGCAGAUGCAGAAGGAAGCUGCAGCAGAAGAAGCCGAGAAGAAACGACUACUAAAACUCUACGUUCUUGAACAGAGUCUUGUCAAUGUAAGUUUUAAGCAGUAUCUAGAUAAAAAGCUUUUUUAAACCCUCCUCAUACUAAAAAUGUAAAAUUUGUCAUUUUAUUACUACUUUUAUUAAAAAACUGUAAUGUGUAAUAUUGUAGGAACGCGUCAAAAAACAAAAACUGCAACAAGACCUUCAGCUCAUGCACAAUUAUAACCAACAGAUGAUUCAGUACAUCAAAACCUUAGAACAAGUAAGUUACUACUUUAUAUUGGUUAAUAUAGUCUAUAAAAAUGCUUAAAAAUAUCGCUAUACAGUGUUUCGACACAUUUUUAACAUGAAAAACCGUUAAAAAAUUUAAAAAAAAAACCUAAAAAUUACCUUUUUUCUUUGUCAUAACACCGGAUUACCGUAGUUCAAAGCAACUUUGUUGUAAACCUUAUCCGCUUUUACUACCAUUACAUUAACAGCUUAUGUGUGCAAUUACAUUGAUUACUUUCAGCACAACAUGGAAGGCCACAUGAAACUGCCCCAGAAGAGGAAGAACAACAACAAACAAGUCCACUUCCGAGAGACUGUGAUCGUCAAGUACUACGACCUUGACUAA
This is a messenger RNA of Bursaphelenchus okinawaensis, 835 nucleotides long. Lineage: Eukaryota; Metazoa; Nematoda; Chromadorea; Rhabditida; Aphelenchoididae. The record is from the annotation of a GenBank genome assembly.